AUGGAGGUGGUGUCGAACGGGCAUGAGGACGAGGUGGACGCUGCGGUGGGAUUUCGGCGUUUUCCGAAUGCACCGCACAUGACACAUACCGUCUUCCGCCCCUCAAAGAACCUGACCGCCACCUCAACCACGGCUGCGUCUUUAUCGGCCUUGGGCGUCCACAGUACCUACAACACGUUGACGCCAGAUGCCCUUGCAAACUUGCGUCUGCACAAGGGCCUCCUGGUCGAUGACUUUCCUUCACGUCCGCAUACGCCACAAGGCGCCAGGCCCGCCGCGUCACUGCCACCGCUGCUGCCGGCGGAUCGUCUCUCGGUCGAGUCCAGCGACAGUCUUCGCGCAAGAGGUGGUGAUGUGUUUCGAGAGUGGGUGAAGGCGUCCACUAACUCCUCCACAUCCUCAGCUGACGGAGCUGACGGCGGCGAAACAGGAGCGGCUGCAACCAACGGCAAUGCGCACGACUCCCUCAAAUUCGUCAACGCAUCAGCGCUGGUAGCUUCGCGGGGCACAGAGAGCAGGCAGAGUUCCGCCUCUGCUUUGGUGCCGCCCGGGACGUUAGCCCAGGCAAAGACAGCGUUUGCAUCGUCUGAUCACUGCCCGCCGGUAUCCGUCUCGCCGGAAUCGAUGCGUGCCGUGCAGCCAAAGAGUUCAACGGCCUCCUUCACCCCGUUACAGGCACCGGAAGCGUCCAGUGAGCCCACAGUGGACACAGCUCUGCAUCGCUUACGCGACGUACUGGUGCAGGCGCAGCGCGUGCUGGAUAAAUCACAAAUAUCCAGGGAUGUCCGUGCACUUCCCGUGCCGCCAGCUAUGCCACCCGAGCCUGCGGAGUCAGCACAGCACCAACAGCAGAUGGCAGUCCUUCCUGCCCCCACGUUCAUCGGCUCGUCCGCUGACGAGGAUGUGAUGCUGGAGGACUCACUAGACUGUGUAUCGCCCCUCGCCAGCACGCACGCGGCACUCUAUGCUUUAUCCCAAGCAGAACGGCGAGUGGGUCUGCCAGAUGCGGCUUCGCCAACGUUAGCCGCCGCUAAGAUGGCCGAUAACGUCGCGGUACCUGACGAAACCCGCUUUAUGGUGUUGUGCGCCGUCACUCACCCGUCGGCCAUCAUGGAGCGGCGCCUCCGUCGCCGCGGGCCAGCAACGAAAGCCUCUAUGGAAGGAUUGACCUCUCCUCCGGCUCAUUCGCUGUUUGCCACGUGCGUGGAGACAGGGGCGAGGCAGACGUCUUCACGCCGCAUCGCUGAGGUGCCGAGCACAUCCGCCACCGUCAGUGCAUCUCCCGUUGCGCAUGCGACAACAGCGGCCGACCAGCCGCAGCGCUCGUCGUCGCCAAACGCAUGUGGUGGUGAGCAUCCCAGCUCGCGUACGCCGACGCAGCGAAGUCCAGCUGAGGGCCCCGUGAGCCGUCUCUUACACGAGGAUCCGUCGCUGAUUCUGGGACUAGCCGAGUUUUUGCGAGCUGGAAACCCCAAUGGCUUCCCUUCCCUCAGCGCAGCUACCCACGCGGCGACGCCUGCACUGGCGAAGGCGUCGCCGUCAGCUCACCGUCCUCGCCGCCGCUCUGGACCCCCUGUCGCAGCCGCUCCAGCUCCUGCUGGGUUGCUCGGUCAUUCCCCAUCGUUGUUGCUACGCCGUGGCUCUAGUGGCACCGCACGGUCUCAGGCAGACCGUGCUGCGACCCCGUCGUUGCAGCUGCCAUACGCGCACACAGAGGGGAGUGCGACCGUAGCGAACGUCUCACCACGCCGCGGGUCUGCCCGUGCCCGCCGUGUAGACUCGACGCCUAGUUACGCGCAGCCGACACUGAGCUGGCUUUCCAAAGGGUCUGAGGCUUCCGCUGAUCAGUUCCCAGUGAGCCGUGUCGCUUCGCCACAGAGGAGCCCCUUGAAGGAUUCGGCGACAGCGUCGCGUGACGGCGCACCAAGUGAGCGGGCACUACUUUAG
Leishmania mexicana MHOM/GT/2001/U1103 is the source of this 1947-nucleotide messenger RNA. RefSeq lists its product as hypothetical. The record is from RefSeq and is a predicted model, not a curated record. Lineage: Eukaryota; Euglenozoa; Kinetoplastea; Trypanosomatida; Trypanosomatidae. The transcript has a single exon. Bases 1 to 1947 code for a protein of 648 amino acids.